Molecule: messenger RNA, 579 nt
Organism: Bombyx mandarina (wild silkworm)
Lineage: Eukaryota; Metazoa; Arthropoda; Insecta; Lepidoptera; Bombycidae
Gene: CCHa1
Product: neuropeptide CCHamide 1
Source: RefSeq, a predicted model, not a curated record
GGAUUACAAACAUUGAUGUCAUUCGCAAUGGAGAAGACAUACAAACGGUCCGGCCACAGAGCCACGAUAAGGAUCCUAGUUGUGUUGCUGGUGAUAUGUCUGGCGGAAUGCGCUACAGAGCAGAGAAUUAACAAUAGAGGUAGCAAGGCCUCUGUCGUUCAGAAAGUGAAUGGAUGGCGCAGUCAACGCGGAGGUUCCUGCUUAAGCUACGGACAUUCAUGUUGGGGAGCUCACGGUAAACGUUCAAACAAGUCUCCGAUCUCCGCUCCUGACUGGUAUUUCAAUAGAGUGCUUCGUCGUUUGGCCGCUAAUGCUGAAAUGAACUUCCAGAACCAAGAUCAAGCGUUAAACUCAAACGACGAUACUAACGCCAUCUAUCAGUACAACGUUGAAGACAAUGUUCCCGGUUCAAACAGGCUGUUUACUGUUAGUGAUGAAGGACCAGUCGAACUUCCAUUGAGUCGCAGCCUUGAGGCAAAGCCAAUGUUGGACGACAGCUUGCUCCCGAAAUACAAGAUCUGGCAAUUAAUGAAAGGUUAUAACCCUAAGGAAGACACGUUCAUACAGUUCGAUACCUAA